AUGAUCUCCACAAGGCUUGCGCGCAUGGGUGCGCUGGCCCCUAAGUCCCGUCUUUUCCUCGGGUCUCGGGGUCUGGCCACCGUCAACGAGUCUGCCCUCGACAAGAAGGUCGAGAUGACCAACUCUGAGAAGGGUAACUUCAUUAACUACAAGAAGAUGUCCGAGAACCUGGACAUUGUUCGUCGCCGAUUGAGCCGUCCUCUUACCUACGCCGAGAAGGUCCUCUACUCUCACUUGGACGACCCUCACGGCCAGGACAUCGAGCGUGGUACUUCCUACCUGAAGCUGCGCCCCGACCGUGUUGCUUGCCAGGAUGCCACCGCUCAGAUGGCUAUCCUUCAGUUCAUGUCCGCUGGCAUGCCCUCGGUCGCCACUCCUACCACCGUCCACUGCGACCACUUGAUUGAGGCCCAGGUUGGUGGUGAGAAGGAUCUGGCUCGCGCCAACGACAUCAACAAGGAGGUCUACGACUUCUUGGCCUCCUCGACCGCCAAGUACAACAUUGGUUUCUGGAAGCCCGGUUCCGGUAUCAUCCACCAGAUCGUCCUGGAGAACUAUGCCUUCCCCGGUGGUCUGAUGAUCGGCACCGACUCUCACACCCCUAAUGCUGGUGGUCUCGCCAUGGCUGCUAUCGGUGUCGGUGGUGCUGAUGCCGUCGACGUUAUGGCUGGUCUCCCCUGGGAGUUGAAGGCCCCCAAGGUCAUCGGUGUUAAGCUUACCGGCGAGCUGUCCGGAUGGGCCACCCCUAAGGAUAUUAUCCUCAAGGUUGCUGGUCUCCUGACCGUCAAGGGUGGUACUGGUGCCAUCAUUGAGUACCACGGCCCUGGUGUCAACUCUCUUUCUUGCACUGGUAUGGGUACCAUCUGUAACAUGGGUGCUGAGAUUGGUGCCACUACCUCGAUGUUCCCCUUCAACGACCGCAUGCACGACUACCUGCGCGCCACCAAGCGUACUGCCAUCGGUGACUUCGCCCGCUCGUACGCCAAGGAGCUCCGUGAAGACGAGGGCGCCGAGUACGACCAGCUGAUUGAGAUCAACCUCUCUGAGCUUGAGCCUCACAUCAACGGUCCUUUCACCCCCGAUCUUGCCACUCCCAUCUCCCAGUUCAAGGCGGCUGUGGAGGCCAACAAGUGGCCCGAGGAGCUGAAGGUCGGUCUCAUCGGAUCUUGCACCAACUCUUCCUACGAGGACAUGUCUCGUUCCGCUUCCAUCGCCCGGGACGCUCUUGACCACGGUGUCAAGUCCAAGUCUCUGUUCACCGUCACCCCCGGUUCCGAGCAGAUCCGUGCCACCAUCGAGCGUGACGGCCAGCUGCAGACCCUCGAAGAGUUCGGCGGUGUCAUCCUUGCCAACGCUUGCGGUCCCUGCAUUGGUCAGUGGGACCGUAAGGACGUCAAGAAGGGCGAGGCCAACUCCAUCAUCUCUUCCUACAACCGUAACUUCACCGGCCGUAACGACGCCAACCCUGCUACUCACGCUUUCGUCGCCUCCCCCGACCUUGUCCUUGCCAUGUGCGUUGCCGGUACUCUCAAGUUCAACCCUCUCACCGACACCCUGAAGGACAAGGAUGGUAAGGAGUUCAUGCUCAAGCCUCCCUCCGGUGAUGGUCUUCCCAACCGGGGCUACGACCCCGGUCAGGACACCUACCAGGCCCCUCCCGCGGACCGUGAGUCCAUCAGUGUUGCUGUCUCCCCCGAGAGUGACCGUCUGCAGCUCCUCGGUGGCUUCGCCGCUUGGGACGGAAAGGACGCCACCGACAUCCCCAUCCUGAUCAAGUGCCAGGGCAAGACCACCACCGAUCACAUCUCCAUGGCUGGCCCGUGGUUGAAGUACCGUGGACAUCUUGACAACAUCUCCAACAACAUGCUGAUCGGUGCCACCAACGCCGAGAACGGCGAGGCCAACAAGAUCCGCAACGCUUUCACCGGCGAGUUCGAUGCCGUCCCCGCCACUGCCCGUGACUACAAGGCUCGCGGUGUUAAGUGGGUUGUCAUCGGUGACUGGAACUAUGGCGAGGGUAGCUCCCGUGAGCACGCCGCUCUCGAGCCCCGUCACCUGGGUGGUCUUGCCAUCAUCACCCGCUCCUUUGCCCGUAUCCACGAGACCAACCUGAAGAAGCAGGGUAUGCUUCCUCUCACCUUCUCCGACCCCGCCGACUACGACAAGAUCCAGCCCACCGACACCGUUGACCUGCUCUGCACCGAGCUCGAGGUUGGCAAGCCCAUCACCCUCCGUGUCCACCCCAAGAACGGCUCCUCCUUCGACAUCAAGCUGAGCCACACCUUCAACGAGUCCCAGAUCGAGUGGUUCCGGGACGGUUCCGCUCUCAACACCAUGGCCCGCAAGGCUGGCAACUAA
Aspergillus affinis is the source of this 2358-nucleotide messenger RNA. RefSeq names its product aconitate hydratase ACO1 (gene acoA). Gene Ontology annotation, molecular function: aconitate hydratase activity; 4 iron, 4 sulfur cluster binding. The record is from RefSeq and is a predicted model, not a curated record. Bases 1 to 2358 code for a protein of 785 amino acids. Lineage: Eukaryota; Fungi; Ascomycota; Eurotiomycetes; Eurotiales; Aspergillaceae. Gene Ontology annotation, biological process: tricarboxylic acid cycle. The transcript has 5 exons. Gene Ontology annotation, cellular component: mitochondrion; cytosol.